AUGGAGGGAAUAAAGAAGAAAUUACGGCUGGCGGCACCAAAAAUCAAACAGAAAAAGGCACUAAAUAAGUUGAAAGCAAAGGUAGACUCGUCGUUGGUUACGAAAACAAAGGGACCAGCAAAGCCGGCAGCCGUCAAACCGGAUCGUAAGCAAAAGAAGGAACCCGGUACAAAAGAUGCAACGCGCGGGCCGAUCAGUUUCGUGUCUCCGGCGACGCCGGUUGAUGAUUCAAGUGAUGAAAUGGAAAUCGACGAUGACGAGCAGCAGGAUCAGCAAGAGAAGACAACGAAACAGCUUCCGGUCCUCGAAGCCGUGCCCACCGAUGUUCCCGAUCCGAAGCUCCCGACACGGUUGAUCAAGAUGUUGCGUCCAUUGAUCGGUUACUUCUACAGUGGAGAUCAGAUAUCUUUGAAACAGAGCUUUGAGCAGGCGGCACUGUUGCUGGAACCGGAUUACGAUGAGUCGACGAAGGUGUUCCGAUUUCUGGUCAACACGAAGGAAGUGUGCCGUGCGGUCGGCGAGAAAAACGAAGCGCAUUCGGAGGCCCGCGACAAGCUCAUCCAGAUUGUGCGCUACUAUUGCUACAAUCUGAAGAAAGUGAAACCAUACCACACGCGUAGGAAAAUCUUCUACACUCGGCCACCGAAGUCUGUGCAAGCGAAAGAAGCGGGCGCCAAGGGUAAGCAGCUGCAGGACGAAAACAUCGGCUUUAAGAUGUUACAGAAGCAGGGUUGGAGCGGUGGCGGUCUCGGUAGCGGAGAGAGUGGUAUUACCGAACCGAUCGCUGCGACGAAGCGCAAGGGCAAGCACGGUCUCGGUACGGAGAAUGCCACCCAGGAGGCGACAGGCGAAGUGACCGCGAAGGAGAAAAUCCCUCUUGAAGCAUUCUACCUGGUGAUACAGGAGUACGCGGGUGUGAAUGCGUUGUACGAUCUAGUGUUCAGCACACAGUUCGCCAAGGAGCAGGUUCGAAAGCUGCGAGACUUUGCCCUUCGGAAGAAGCUUCUCACGCAGAUGGUUGGCCACAAGAAAAAGAAGCUGGUAAUUAGCAAACCGCUGACGAUCAAGGAAAUCAAGGUGGGCGUCAUGAAGGGACAUUCAGAUUUGUGUGCAAAGUAUGUCGUCAUUCCACCCGCUGCGGGCAUUCCUCCCGAGGAUUUGGCGGUGUGAAAG
This is a messenger RNA of Anopheles cruzii, 1173 nucleotides long. RefSeq names its product NF-kappa-B-repressing factor-like. Bases 1 to 1170 code for a protein of 389 amino acids. NCBI's taxonomy places the organism in Eukaryota, Metazoa, Arthropoda, Insecta, Diptera, Culicidae. The transcript is spliced from 3 exons. Gene Ontology annotation, molecular function: nucleic acid binding. The record is from RefSeq and is a predicted model, not a curated record.